CUUCGUAACACCGGUAGCCAAACACUUAACCUUUUCCGUCGUCGCACUUCAGCUCCUCAUUGAAAGAGUCAAGACUCCACACCGUCUGUAACCAGCCCUCCAAUAUGCGCACCAAGACGCCAUGGUCGGCCUUCGUGGCCGGUGUCCUCGUUUCGGCGCCUCAAUCUGCCCUGAGCCAGAAUACACCGUACGAAAACCUCGUCUUGGCCGACUGCGGCAUCGGGCUUGGACACAACGGCGGGGCGACAUCGCAGGAGAUGAUCUACUACUCGGGCGACGUGUGGACAGGCAACGGCGACGCCACGCACAGGCCUACCCACAUGGCCAACGUCCCCUGGAGGGGGUGGUAUCCCUGGGGACCGCAGGGCGGCAAGGCCAACAUGCCCAACGGCGACGAGUGGAGCGUCUGGAUCAACGACAAGAUCAAGGACCCCGGCGCGGCCGGUGACGCCUAUCACAAGUACGAGCCGGACAAGCCGCUCAAGUGCUACUCGUACCACAAGGACAAGGUGUACCAGCUGGCCGACGGCAAGUGGUGCUCGAGCGCAUACGUGUGCAACCAUCGCGGCACGCCCAAUCCCAAAUCCGGCAACGGUGGCGGUGGCAACGGCGGCGGCGGCAAGGACAGACUGGAAAUCACGAGCUCGACCAACGGGGAUGCUGUCGAGCUGUACGCGACCACGGCCAAGCGGAUCAUGGCCACAGUCAAGAACACCUUCAGCGCCAACAGCAACGCGUGCGACAAUACGGCCAUCGGUAUCGGGUCCAACUGCAAGAUCAGGUGGGAGUGCCACACGCCCGACUCCAAGAACAAGUCGCUCUUCGAAAUGGCGGCCGCGCUCGACGCCAUGGCCAGCAUGAAGCAGUUCUCGACCGAGCGGGACUCGAAAACGCAAAUCUGCAGAAGGCCCGACACGCGACCCGGUAAGGAGGGCCAGUGCAUGCAGUGGGAGGAAAAGGUGGACCACUACGUCAAGAUCCCCAAGUCCAUCCAGACCACCAUGUCCAACAUCCCGCCCGACGGCUCCGGCCGCAACCCGAGUGUGCACGGCUGGAUGAACUACGACAUCACCUGCGACAAGUCGGGCCUGGAGUGCGCCAUCUGCAACGCCAUCGGCACUGCGCUGACAGUUCCGUCCCCCUCCACUGGUGUCACUAUUCUGCUUGGCUGCCAGGCCGCCUGCAGCUAGGGUGGGUUUG
Chaetomium strumarium is the source of this 1200-nucleotide messenger RNA. RefSeq lists its product as uncharacterized. Bases 105 to 1190 code for a protein of 361 amino acids. The record is from RefSeq and is a predicted model, not a curated record. The transcript has a single exon. NCBI's taxonomy places the organism in Eukaryota, Fungi, Ascomycota, Sordariomycetes, Sordariales, Chaetomiaceae.